Linum tenue is the source of this 820-nucleotide messenger RNA. Lineage: Eukaryota; Viridiplantae; Streptophyta; Magnoliopsida; Malpighiales; Linaceae. The record is from the annotation of a GenBank genome assembly.
CUCCUGAUCGUAAAAGAAUUCCUUUUCCUGUGCGUAAAAAAAAAACCCCUUUGUUCAUCCUAAAUUUAAGUCGGCUCUCUCUUCCCUAUAAAUAAGCAGCUCCAGCCUCCAGGCGUACAGAUUCUCAGAUCUUCAUCAACCAAUCAGUAGCUCUCGCUUUCUACAGAAGAUAUACCUCGGAGAAGUCAAUCCAAUUGCGGUAACAAUGUCGGCGGCAGCGGCGGCGGAGAAGAAGUUGAUCACUCUGAAGAGCGGCGACGGCGAGUCCUUCGAGGUGGAGGAAGCGGUGGCGAUGCAGUCGCAGACGAUCAAGCACAUGAUCGAGGACGGAUGCGCGGGCGACGGCAUCCCGAUCCCCAACGUCACCGGCGGGAUUCUGGCGAAAGUGAUCGAGUUCUGCAACAAGCACCACCAGCAGCCUCCUGGAUCCGACGCCGCCGAAUUGAAGAAAUGGGACGCGGAAUUCGCCAAGGUGGGCCAGGACACCCUGUACGAUCUGCUUCUGGCGGCGAAUUACUUGAACAUCAAGGAUCUGCUGGAGUUGAUCUGCCAAACUGUGGCCGACCUGAUCAAGGGGAAGACGCCGGAGGAGAUACGGAAGUACUUCAAUAUCGAGAACGAUUUCACCAAGGAGGAAGAAGAAGCGAUUCGGAGGGAGAACCAGUGGGCGUUUGAGUGAAAUUCGGUCCGAUGAAAGAAAUCUGCUUUGUGUUUGAAUUUUGAUGUUACUAUAAGGGUUUAUGUAUGGAGUUCAGUGGAAGAGACGAGGUUAUUUAUUUGUGUUUCAAUGUGAAUGUUUUUUUCUUUUUUUAUAAAUAAU